Molecule: messenger RNA, 1167 nt
Organism: Rosa chinensis
Lineage: Eukaryota; Viridiplantae; Streptophyta; Magnoliopsida; Rosales; Rosaceae
Exons: 3
Coding region: 186-827 (213 amino acids)
Source: RefSeq, a predicted model, not a curated record
UCCCGAAGGAGAGUUCUGGUUUUACAGAAGCCGUUUCUGUACGUUCCGGGUUUGUGUUUUUUAUAGGGGAGCAAGAAGCCGCUGUUGGGCUUUUUUUAAUCGGGCAAACUAUAAAAACCGAGUCUCCCUCUGUUUAACCAAGGAGAAAAAAAAAAAUCUCUCUUCCCCGGGACCUAGAGGGUACGAUGAAGCGAAAACACGAAAUCGAAGUGGACUGCCGCAGCGGGAAGCGCCGCCGUAUCGAAGACGCGCCCGGCCGUUCUGAUUACUCCGAUGAGAUCGAGACUCAUAAAGGGGAACCGCUAACCCCGCGUGGGAAUUCGAAGUUGAAACGAAAGCGUCGUCGUGGUCCUGGCUGUUCCGAAUGUGGUCUUCCGUGUAGCACAGCCUGUACCAGAUAUGUGCCGCCUCCUAUACCAGAGGGAUAUGGUUACCUUCCAUCGUCAAUAGGCGUGGAUACGAAUGGUCACUACCAUGAAGAGAUUUCUGAUUUGAUUGGUUUCAUGUAUUGUGACCGUUGUGGCAAGAAUGGUGACCACUGGGAUGCCCAUUGCCCAAAUCCCAUCAAUGACCCUCCAGAACCAGAAGAUCCUGCUGCUCGCCGUUUUUCGUGGAAGUAUGUAUUGAGGGAUUUCAAAGGGAAACCGGAACCACCACGUAGGAAGGCAGUGAAAUUGAAGGCUCCGAUGUGUGAAUAUUGUGUUCGUCUCCGAAACCAAGCCUAUGCUAGAACUGAAAAGCCUCCUUUACAGCAGGGAUACGGUUACCUUCCUUCGUCAAUAGGUGUGUAUACGAAUGGUCACUACCAUGAAGAGAUUUCUGGAUGAGAUUGGUUUCAUGUCUUGUGAGUUGUGACUGUUGUGGCAAGGAUGGUGACCAGUAGGAUGCCCAUUGCCCAAAUCCCAUCAAUGACCCUUCAGAAUUAGAAGAAGAUUGUUCUGCUGCUCGUGGUUAUUCGUGGAUCUAUGUAUUGAGGGAUUUCAAAAAAAAUUCUCUUUAAAUCUCUAUGCAUUAUGUAGUGCACUAUGAACUCUGUAUCCGGUAAACUUAAUAUGGUCCAUAUUAAGUUUAUAUGACGAUCCAAUGGUCGGAUCCUCACGGAUCAGCCUUAAGAUCAUCCUCUCAUAAUUAUACAAAGAUCCUCACAGAUCGCCCUUAGGAUCAUUC